AUGUCAGGAAGAGGCAAAGGUGGAAAGGGUUUGGGAAAGGGAGGAGCCAAGAGGCAUCGCAAGGUCCUCAGAGACAACAUCCAGGGCAUCACCAAGCCCGCCAUCCGCCGUUUGGCCAGACGUGGCGGCGUUAAGCGUAUCAGCGGUCUCAUCUACGAGGAGACUCGUGGCGUACUCAAGAUCUUUCUAGAGAACGUCAUCCGUGACGCCGUUACUUACACCGAGCACGCUCGCCGGAAGACCGUCACUGCCAUGGACGUCGUCUAUGCUUUGAAAAGACAAGGCCGUACUCUAUACGGAUUCGGAGGCUGAUGAAUUUAAUCUUUGUGUAAUCUUUCUAGGGUUGAUGUGUUUUGUUAUUUUCAAUGUGAAUGAAGCUUUUGGGAAAUGCUCUAAUUACAAUCGAUCAUUAUAUUUUAUCUUGUAUUAUUAUAGUUUAGUUUGUUAGCCUUUUGGGUCUGAUUUUAUCUUAGAAGUGAAGUUAAAAGAAUUAAGACCAAAUUGGUUUAGUUGUAUUCUUCUAAUUAUUAUAUGUAAUACUAAUGUAUCAUAUGUUUAAGCCUCAGAAAAUUGAGAUAAA
Cannabis sativa is the source of this 580-nucleotide messenger RNA. Its product is annotated as histone H4. Gene Ontology annotation, biological process: nucleosome assembly. The record is from RefSeq and is a predicted model, not a curated record. The transcript has a single exon. Gene Ontology annotation, cellular component: nucleosome. Bases 1 to 312 code for a protein of 103 amino acids. Lineage: Eukaryota; Viridiplantae; Streptophyta; Magnoliopsida; Rosales; Cannabaceae. Gene Ontology annotation, molecular function: DNA binding; protein heterodimerization activity; structural constituent of chromatin.